AUGAAGCUCUGGAAGUUUCGGAUUCCGAUGGCUUUGGCAUUGCUCCCUUGGCUGAUCGUAGUGGUCGGGGCGGAAGAACGUACCAAGAAUCAAGUUUAUCACAAACUGCCGGGAACGGCAGACUACGAGCUCAUCAGUGCGUACGAAGAUCUGGUUACCAUGGUUACUAGCAACAUGCCACUGGGCUUGCAGGACCUACCGAGAAGGAUGAUCUUGUUCAGUGCUUGGUACAUUGCAUCCCGAAGCCUGCACAGCGCUUUUGCGGGUGGAGUCUGCUCGUGCCGGGGGCAGGGCCCCGAGUCCUUACAAGGCUUCAUUCGCACCAGAAUCUGCAAACUGGAUCCUGACGCUAUGGAGACCAUCAGUCCAUUCCUCUUUGGUGAAAAUGAGCCAAGUCAAGAGUUGACGCCUGCGGAGCUUUGGGGCCAUGUGGCCAAGAGAUCUUUAUACCUUGCCGAGAUCGGUCGAACUUACGCAGGUGUCACGGCAGAUGCCGCUUUUCAAGCCUCUCUGAUUUCUUUGGCGCACCUCGCCGCUUCGCUGCCUGAGUUGGGCACGAGCUGGAUGAGUGGAAGGCCGCCCAGACUCGUGUUGCCCCACUGCAGCUCGGAUGACUUCGAAGACGCCUUCUGGUGGGAAGGAGUGUCUUCUCACAACAGCGAGCACUGGCUCCUUGCGCUCUUGGACAAGCUUGGUGAGAGCUCGCACCUGGCGGUGGCCUUGCAAUCAUCUCCAAGUGUUCGACUUGCCGAGGAAGGAUGCACAGUGAAUCCAAACAUGCUUCUACUGCAAGAUCCAGUCCAGUGUUUGCUAGAUUCCGGUGGCUGGGAUGCCGUGCUCAUGGUGGAUGGCUUGGACAACUUCUCGGCUGUAAGCGCCGAACAGGGCCGUAUAUCGGGGACUGCCGUGAAUGAAACCUUCCGCUUAGACUGGGACAAGGAGGGCAAAGUGACAAGUUUCAAGUUCGGGAAAAUAGUACGGAAUCCAAGGCGUGGCGGCCGGGCUUCGAUGCUCCCAAGAACGGCUGACAUUUUGGUGGUUUCGCCUCAGGCUGGAAAUUGCUUUGAUGCGGCCGAGAUGAUUCCUCCCGUGCGAAGCAGUGUUCGCCUCGUCAUUCUCUCCAUCAACCCCCUCUACGCUCCUCCGACACGUGUCAUGCCAAACUUCGAGGAGACCUUGCCACAGCGGAAAGGCUUGGCGGAUCUCAAGCCCACUGACAGACACAAACUGCAACGGCUCCUCUUCCUGACACAGUGCUCCCUUCAAAGUGCGGUAGACCUAAUGGCACCACGCUUUGUCCUGCUGUUCGUGGACGGAGCUCGAGCUGUUUUUGCUGAGAAGUCUAUCGUGGGCCACUACUGCACCCCGAUCCAGAGCGGAGAAGCUUGUGCCCCUCUAGAAUUGCUUUGGCACCGCGGGGCAAGCUGCGCACCGGCGAUAUUGCAGCUGAUUCCAACGGAGAGGGAGGAGCAAUUGAAAGAGGCGGAGUUCCUGGCCGAGUCCACUUGGCCUUGCGAGGACUACGUCGCCAUGGACUUGCCGGAAGUUUCUCUGGAUAUGUUGGAGAAGCCGCAGUUCCUGAACAAGGACUUCUACGUCGACGGCAUGCCGCAGUGCCGCACGGCGACCUCACACCAGGUAUUUGAACCGGCAUCCUGGCCACAUACGCCGGGUCGCUGGGCGCUUACGACCUGGGGCCUGGGGUUGUAA
Symbiodinium sp. CCMP2592 is the source of this 1710-nucleotide messenger RNA. NCBI's taxonomy places the organism in Eukaryota, Dinophyceae, Suessiales, Symbiodiniaceae. The record is from the annotation of a GenBank genome assembly.